Molecule: messenger RNA, 3625 nt
Organism: Quercus robur (English oak)
Lineage: Eukaryota; Viridiplantae; Streptophyta; Magnoliopsida; Fagales; Fagaceae
Product: LRR receptor-like serine/threonine-protein kinase ERECTA
Exons: 27
Coding region: 465-3404 (979 amino acids)
Biological process (GO): protein phosphorylation
Molecular function (GO): ATP binding; receptor serine/threonine kinase binding; protein kinase activity
Source: RefSeq, a predicted model, not a curated record
UAGCAGAGUUGUGGCAGAUUAUUUUUUAACUUUAUCCAUGAAAUAAUGCUCUCUCUCUCUCUCUAGCUGUUAUCUUUCUUUCUCUCUGUACUUCUUACAGUUUUGCAUUUAUACAUAGAGCUCUAUAUGACUCUCCCGACCGAUGUGAUUGAACGACCAUAGUUCAGUUCGUCCUGUUACCACAUUUUCGCCGACCCCAUAAAUUUAAAAAAAGAAAAAACAAACCCACCCAAGGAAAAUUCUCACAAACCCAACUCAAUAAUGUUAGUGAGUUCAAGCUGCUGUACAUGUGUGAGCUUUCUGUGGGUUGUGUUGUGCGGACUCUCUGGGUUUCCAAAUGUUUUCAAGUGAAGCAGUUGCUUGUAAAUUAUAAAAGGGUAGCUAAAGCUUAACUCACUUUUCGGUACACUGGCUAGAGGGGGUUGGUUAAGCUGUAAAAAACUGGUUUUCUUUGGAGGGCAGUAAUGGCAUUUCGAGUUGAGCUUCUUCUUCUUGCUAUUCUCGUAUCUCUCAGCUUCGGUUCGGUGGAUUCCGAUGACGGGGCAACACUAUUGGAGAUAAAGAAGUCAUUCAGGGAUGUGGACAAUGUUCUAUAUGAUUGGACGGACUCACCAUCUUCAGAUUAUUGUGUUUGGAGAGGUGUCACAUGUGACAAUGUCACCUUCAAUGUCGUUGCCCUCAAUCUGUCAGGUUUGAAUCUAGAUGGAGAAAUCUCACCUGCAAUUGGAGAACUUAAGUUCCUGCUCACCAUUGAUCUAAGGUUAAACCGGCUCUCAGGGCAAAUCCCAGACGAGAUUGGUGACUGUUCUUCUUUGAAAAGCUUGGACUUGUCAUUUAAUGAGAUAGAUGGAGACAUACCAUUUUCAAUCUCAAAGUUGAAACAGCUAGAAUAUCUAAUCUUGAAAAAUAAUCAGCUGAUUGGGCCAAUUCCUUCAACUUUGUCUCAGAUUCCAAACUUGAAAGUUCUAGAUUUGGCACAAAAUAAUCUGAGUGGAGAAAUACCAAGGCUUAUAUACUGGAAUGAAGUUUUGCAGUAUCUUGGUUUGCGAGGGAACAAGUUAGUGGGUACGCUCUCUACAGAUAUGUGCCAGCUAACUGGGUUAUGGUACUUUGAUGUAAGAAAUAACAGUUUGACUGGCAGUAUUCCCCAAAAUAUAGGGAACUGCACUGCCUUCCAAGUCUUGGACUUGUCCUACAACCAGCUAACGGGAGAGAUUCCAUUCAAUAUUGGGUUCUUGCAAGUAGCCACAUUAUCAUUUCAAGGUAAUCGACUUACGGGGCAUAUUCCAUCAGUGAUUGGUCUGAUGCAGGCACUUGCUGUGUUAGAUCUGAGCUGCAACAUGUUAAGUGGGCCAAUUCCUCCUAUUUUGGGAAAUUUGACUUACACUGAGAAAUUGUAUUUGCAUGGCAACAAGCUGACUGGGUCUAUUCCACCAGAGCUCGGAAAUAUGACAAAGCUUCACUAUCUGGAAUUGAAUGACAAUAAUCUUGACGGCCUUAUUCCACCUGAGCUUGGGAAGCUUACUGAUCUCUUUGACCUUAAUGUUGCUAACAACAAUCUUGAAGGGCCCAUCCCUGAUAAUCUUAGCUUGUGUACAAAUCUUAACAACCUCAAUGUGCAUGGGAACAAGUUGAAUGGAACCGUCCCACUUGGUUUCCAGAGGCUAGAGAGUAUGACGUAUCUGAAUCUUUCCUCCAACAAUCUUCGGGGCCCAAUUCCAAUUGAGCUAUCUCGGAUUGGUAAUUUAGAUACUUUGGACAUCUCUGAUAACAAAAUCAAUGGCUCAAUUCCUUCUUCCCUUGGUGAUUUGGAACAUCUUCUGAAGCUGAAUUUGAGCAGAAAUCAUUUAACAGGAUUUAUUCCCUUGGAGUUUGGUAAUCUAAGAAGUGUUAUGGAAAUAGAUCUUUCAAAUAAUCAUCUCUCAGGCUUCAUUCCUCCAGAACUUAGUCAGCUACAGAACAUGGUCUCAUUGAGACUACAAAACAACAAUUUAUCUGGGGAUGUGAUGUCACUGAUUAACUGUCUGAGUCUUAGUAUACUCAAUGUAUCCUAUAACAAUCUAGCUGGUGAUAUUCCCACAAGCAAUAACUUCUCAAGAUUUUCACCUGACAGUUUCAUUGGAAAUCCUGGUCUUUGUGGUUCUUGGCUCAGUUCCCCAUGUCAUGAGUAUCAUCCAACAGAGCGAGUCACAAUAUCUAAAGCAGCCAUUCUGGGUAUUGCUCUUGGUGCCCUUGUAAUUCUUCUCAUGAUAUUAGCAGCAGCAUGCCGGCCUCACACACCAGCUCCUUUUUCAGAUGGAUCGCUUGACAAACCAGUUAGUUACUCUACACCAAAGCUAGUGAUCCUUCACAUGAAUAUGGCACUUCAUGUGUAUGAGGACAUCAUGAGAAUGACUGAAAACUUGAGUGAGAAGUAUAUAAUUGGUUAUGGGGCAUCAAGCACAGUAUACAAAUGUGUCCUUAAGAAUUGCAAGCCAGUGGCUAUCAAGAAACUCUACUCCCACUAUCAGUGCUUGAAGGAAUUCGAAACAGAACUUGAGACGGUUGGGAGUAUCAAGCAUCGGAAUCUGGUUUGCCUCCAAGGAUACUCCUUGUCGCCCUCUGGGAACCUUCUCUUCUAUGACUACAUGGAAAAUGGCAGUCUUUGGGAUCUGCUUCAUGGUCCUACCAAAAAGAAAAAGCUCGACUGGGAUACUCGUCUCAUGAUAGCACUUGGAGCAGCCCAAGGUCUGGCAUAUCUACACCAUGAUUGUAGCCCUCGCAUCAUCCACAGGGAUGUCAAGUCAUCUAACAUUCUAUUAGACAAGGAUUUUGAGGCCCAUCUCACUGAUUUUGGCAUUGCCAAGAGUUUAUGCGCCUCAAAGUCUCAUACAUCUACUUACAUAAUGGGCACCAUCGGCUAUAUAGACCCAGAGUAUGCACGUACUUCUCGCCUCACUGAGAAGUCUGAUGUGUAUAGCUAUGGUGUGGUUCUACUUGAGUUGCUGACAGGAAGGAAAGCUGUAGAUAAUGAGUCCAAUCUUCAUCAUCUGAUCUUAUCCAAGACAGCCAGCAAUGCUGUCAUGGAAACCGUUGAUCCUGAGAUCACAGCCACGUGUAAGGACCUUGGAGCAGUAAAGAAGGUUUUUCAGUUAGCUCUUCUAUGCACCAAGAGACAGCCGUUGGAUCGGCCAACAAUGCACGAAGUAACAAGAGUCUUGGGGAGUCUUGUGCCAUCCACACCACCACCAAAGCAACCAGCCCCAAACCCAACCGCUCCACUCCCUUCCACAAAAGUGUCUUGCUACAUGGAUGAGUAUGCAAAUAUCAAGACUCCACACAUGAUGAAUUGCCCAUCCAUGAGCACCUCAGAUGCCCAACUCUUCCUUAAGUUUGGGGAGGUAAUUUCUCAGAAUAGUGAGUGAAGAUUAUGUUAGGAUCAAAGAUAAAGUAGUGGAAGGAUAGUGAAAGAUAUUAGUUAAUUGAAAAUGUGUAUAAAUAUUUGGUAUUAGUUUUAGUUAACUUAGCCUCUCUUUUUUCUUUUUCUUUUUUUGCUACAAAUUAGUAACUCUUAGGUGGAAAAAGGAAAAGAUGGACAAAGUAACUAAUAUAUUUCAAAGGCGUAGUAGUACCCACAAUUCAUGUA